Molecule: messenger RNA, 531 nt
Organism: Spodoptera exigua (beet armyworm)
Lineage: Eukaryota; Metazoa; Arthropoda; Insecta; Lepidoptera; Noctuidae
Source: the annotation of a GenBank genome assembly
AUGCUCAGUGAUAGUGAGGAGAAAACUAAUUUACGGUUGCAGAAUGAUAUGAAUUUUAAAUUGGCGUUGGGGUUUGGACGGUGUGGUGCAGUGCGGAGUCGCCAGUCGGCACCGGGAGCCCCCAGGGCAAUAUUGCCGUGCCUGAUCUACGCUAGAGGAAGAAGUAGUCAGUUACCUGAAUUAGUGAGUGUGUUAUCACCAAGUCCAGUGGAUGUGUCAACAUCAGGAUGUGCAUCAGCAGCGACAGAAAUGAGCAGCGCGCAUGCCCACGCGCAUCCGGCCAACAACAGCCGAGCGCAGAUAGUGUACUGUCUGUUGCACAGCCGAGUCGGCAGCGACGGCGGCGUGGCUUGCGUAGCGUGCGACGGCAGCGUGGCGACGUGGUCGCGGCAGAACUGUCCGCGGCUGCACAUCGCGGUCGCGACCGGCUCCUUCGGAGUCGCUGCGUCUCACACCCGGCCACGAGGAGGGCCACUGCGCGCGCACCCACCUCGCCAACCAAUGGCACCGCGGGGGUGGGACCGCGCGUAA